GGUAGAUGAGAUAAGACGCCAUUUUAACGGAAGUUAUUAAUUAUAUCUGUACAAAAAGGGAAGUAAUAAGUUAUACUUUGUAAAAUCUUAAUUACUGUAAAUUGAAUUUAUUCUAGUACUUUAGAACUUUCUAUUUACACCUGUAUCUUUACGUGGAACAAGAUUAAGAUGGUCUCUAAUGGCAAACGUAUGCGAUACGUUUCUGAAAAUUUCACUUCAUCAGAAGAAGAUUCAUACGAAGAAAGGGAUUAUCAAUCCAAAAAGGAAAAUUUUAACUCUAUGGAAAACCCAAGAAGAAAACCCAGAUGUUCAUCAAAAAAUGCUUUAAUGGCAAGAGAAAAUCGCUUAAGAAAAAAAAUGUAUGUCAAUAAACUUGAAAAGGAAGUCACAUUACUUAAAAACGAAAACAAAAAGUUGACAGCUGUUACUAGAAAUCAGUCUUUGCUUGUAGUUGAUUUACAAAAGGAAGUUAAAUAUUUGAAAAGCAUAAUAGCAAACAGUAGCGAUAUUAAAAAUUUAAUAAGGAACAUUCAUAAUAGUACAGGUAUGUCAGUAUCCUCAUCAUUGGAUUCGAACCUAUCAUUGAAAAAUAUUUCUGUUCCAAAGAAAAAUUUAGCUAAUCCUGACGUUUUUACUACUUCUGACUGCCUUUUGGGGGAUGAUUUAAGUUUGAACUUAAACUUGUAUGAAGAUAUAACGGAUUUUCCUCUAUUGUUACCAGAAAAUAACGUUUUUAAUGGGAAUAAUUCUACAAGCAGUGCGAGUUUAGAAGAACAUAAUUAUACAGCUUUAAGAGAUAAUGAUGAAGAUGUAGGUGUUUGCUUACAUGUCUCUAAACACAAGGUUUCCUUGGAGUUUUGUAUGAACUGCAGUGAUAAAGCUCAAGAAUCUUGGAGCCAGCUUUAAGUGAACUUUAAAAUGUCUGUAUUUUUAUUGUUUAUUAGAUUUAAGCUAAGUUAAUAUUUACUAAUAGUGAUAUUUUCUUUCUAAUUUGACCUUAUUUAAUCUAUAAACAGUCCUAUUCUUUGAAAUACAGCAUAUAUAGAUUUUGAAUGGCCAUUCGCCAGUUUAACAAUUUUCAAUAUCUAUAUUUACUAUUUGUAAUGAACAUUGAAAUCAAUAGCUUCAAACUAGGUAUUCAGUUUACUUUAAUUAAAAUAAUACAUAAUUUCUAACUAAAAAAUUACAGUAAAGAGUCAUUCCAUACAAAAUUGUCUGAAAAUAGUGAAAAUAAAAAAAUUGUUGCUGAUCCAUUUUAGAUUUUAGUGUAACUUUGAGGAACUAUUCCUUAGGGUCCCAAAGUAGAAAAUUUACACGAGUUUGAUUUUUAUAAGCACUCCUUUCCACCUAUUUAUAUAAAGACUUUAAAAAAAUCGAUAUUUUAAGCCUUAUCAACUUUUCCUCUGAUUUUUUUCUUUUUGAAGAUAACUACAUUAUUAAAGCGGAAUUCUGAAGGGGAAAGAUAGUAGUUUAAGUAUAAGCAUUGAUAAUUUGCUCAGUCAAUACCUCUGAUUAACGGCAGCGUGCUGAAAAUGAGUGGUUUUUGAACAUUUUUUUGUAAAUUUCAAUCGAUUCUAGCGUCUUAACUGCUUAGACUUAGCAGCUUAUGUUCCUCAGGAAUUAAGUGUAUAUAUCAUAGGUAAAAUACAGCCACAAGUCAACCUGAGCAGCCCACUCUUUGCAAAAAAAACUUUGAUUGAAGUUUUGAAAUUUUCAAAAAUUGCAUUAUUCAGGAUAUAUAAUGAAAGUGUUGACUGCCAGAUAAAAAUCUGAAACUCUCAGAAUCUACUGUUCAUAACUUUAAAUGACCAUACCACUUGUUUUGUUAUUUUUAUGUUUAGUGUAUGUGCGAGUCGUUUUUUAACAGCAAAAAUCAACUCAAUUUUUUUUAUUUCUUUCCAAAUAACUAGAUGUUUCUAUUUUGAAAAAAAAAUUCGACUUAUGUAUAGGAUUCUUAUAUAUCUUUAUGAAAAAACAUCAAGAAAAACAAUUUAUAAGAUUAUAAAAUAAAACAAGUAGUACGGUUAUUUAAAGGUAAGAACAGUAGAUUCUGAGAGUUUCAGAUUUUUAUCUGGCAGUCACAACACGUUCAUUAUAUAACCUGAAUAAUGCAAUUUUUGAAAUCCAGGUCUGUUUUUACAAAAAAUGAAUAAAUUCGAGCACAAAGACCUGAAUUCAAUGAUGGUAUUUUUACUUUUGCACAAAUGUUUUUUCUACUCCAAUUUUAAAUCCAAAUUGUAUUGUGAAUGGUUCUUUCUUACAGCAAAUGUAUUUUCUGUCACCCAUAUGUGUGAGUUCCAUAAGUUGAACUUGGCCUUAUCUGUAAAUAUACAAUUUGUCAUUUUCGGAGAAUCCAUCUACUAAAAUUUGCAAAUUCCAUUAUGUACUUCUAAAAUGUAAAAAAAAAACAAUUUAGACUUAAAAUUUAAGUAGUAAAAUAAUCUCAAAUAAAGGGCAUAUCAUUGGUUCAACUUUUUGAACUCUUCAAAUAUAAAUAAAACUUCAAAUUCAGAUGAAUUUAUUAAUUUUUUGUAAAGACAGACCUGGACUUUCUUCUUGUUAAUAGUAAAUUCUGAAGAAUACCUGAGCAAAAUGUCAAAAACAUAUACGAGGUAGUUCGUAAUUUAUGAGUUAAGAAAGAAAUCUGCAAAAUUAUUAAAAGUUAUAAAGGAUGAAAUACCCAAUAAUUACACCGGCACACAAAAAAAAAGUUGUUUGUACAUCAGACACGACCUACCUACCGGCAUGUAUUUUGACGCGCUGAAUCCGAAUUUCAAGUCACGUUUGGGCCGUCUACCCUUCAAUAUCGAGUAAAUUGUAAAAAUAAGAUAAUUAGUAAUAAAAAAAAUUUAUAAAUCGAAACCAAGCAUAAUUCUUAUGUAUUUCGAUCCGCUGAAUACAAAUCUGAAGUUUAUUUUCUAAAUCAUAGAAAUUGUACAAAAACCUUGAAAAAUGUUAAAAGUAGCAAAAAAUUUGUUUACUAAUACAAUUUUUUGCAAUUUUUAACAUUUUUCAAGGUUUUUGAACAAUUUCUAUGAUUUAGAAUGGUUUAUAGUCUAAAUAAACUUCACAUUUGUAUUCAGCGGAUCGAAAUACAUAAGAAUUAUGCUUGGUUUCGAUUCAUACAUUUUUUUUAUUACUAAUCUUAUUUUUAUUGAAGGGUGGACGGCCCAAACUGACUUGAAAUUCGGAUUCAGCGGGUCAAAAUACAUGCCGGUAGGUUGUGUGCCGGUGUUAUUGGUUAUUUGAAAGCAUCUCGGUGGCCUCCGCCCAUAUUUAAUGUGACCGUUCUCGAUUAAAAACCAUAAAACUGAGUAAAUUUCAUUUUUGUUUUCCAAAAUAUAAAUUUUGUAAAGCAAUUUAAUCUAAUGUAUUAUGCUAAUAGUAAGUUACUGUGAAACAACGAGACAAUGCAUGUUUAUGAGACUCUUUAAAACUCCAUGUAUCAAAUCUUUCCAAAGGAAUUUAGCAGCAGUAAUUAUAGUAUGCAUAUCUUUAAUUUUCUAUUUUAUUAAUCUAGUUUGGACUUUUUGGUUGACCCCAAAGUUUUUUUUUACUUUAUUAAAUGAUAUUCAAAAUGUCAAAAAAUAAACCAUAAGUAGCAGUAAGAAUUUGGACUUGUUUUUAAUAAUUACAUAAUAAGUUUGAAAUAUCACUCACACUUUAUUAAUUUAAGAAUAUCCUUUUGUAUUUAUUUUUGUUGACUCUUUCCUUACAUUUUUUUUUUGUAUUAUAUUGUUGAUCUAUUACUAGAAGUUUUUUUAAAUUUUUAGGGUUUGAAUGGCGUUUUUGGAAUCCAAAGAUGAGACAGAAAGCUUGCAGAUAGAUUUACGUUCUUCUCUUUACGUUAAAAAGUCUAAACAAAGCCGCCUUGGGUAGAACCGGUCUGGCCUAAAUAAGGGUUAAGUAUUUUAUAAACAUGGUCGUAUCGUUCUAAAUAGUCAAUUUUUUUAUUAAAAACUGUUUUAAGGCAAUAUUAAGGUAUUGAUUGAUCUUGCAUUUUUAUUUAAUUAAAAUGCCAUAUUUUACAUUUUAAAAAUCAUUAAUAACAAACAGCAAUUCUCUUUCUUAAAGUUAAAUUCAUAGCCAUGUUAAACAACAACGAAAAACUACUAGACUGAUCCUUUAAUUCACAAGUAAGCACUUGUGUACUUGCUAGUAUUCAGGUGGUUUUAUGUUUGUAAACAACGUCGUUGGACGACACUAGGCUGCGAGAAAAAGAGCGAGGCGACAUAAUAAAUGAGUGGAGAUGGCGUUUGCGAUCAGUCCAAAGCACAUACCAGAAGGAAGCCUGCUUUACACUGUUGCCACAAUGCAAAAUAACAGACCUUAAACUGAUAAUAACUGGCGUUAGGAAUGAACAUUUAUUUCCUUUAUGUAAUUUGGAAGCUUUUUGUUCGUUUUAGAACCUUUUGUUUAGUAAAUUCCGAAUUAUAACCAUAAAUAAUUUUUGUACAUAAACUCCCAUAAUAAUUUGGCAACUAUAUAGAUAAAAGUAUGAAUACCUACCAAAUUGUAUUAGUAGUUGUUUGUCGUUGAUAUUACAAGAAGAAUGGCCCAGGUUGUAAUUAUUUCUUAUUGCCAGUUUGCUAACUGCCUAAAAUAGUUUGAACAUAAAAAAAUUGGUGUAUCUUUAUUCCCAACUUAAAAAGAAACAUUUUUACUAAACAAUUUGGGUAUGUUUCAAUUUCAGCUCGCCAUGACUGUUGGGCACUGGAGGUUUUUGGACUUUGUUUUUUAAUAGGAAAUAAAUCAGGUAUGUUUGAGAUACAUGUAAGGAAAGAGUAAUAUAUUUUUUGUAUAUGUAAAUAAUUUUUUUUAUUCAUUCCCAAAAGAAAUAUUUCUUGGAACAUUAUUUUUAAUCGUUAAUCUUUUGUAAUUUGUUGACUAUUUAAAAGAGAAAUUCACAAUCUGCAUAAUUAUUUAAAAUAUUCCAGAAACUUCUAAAUAAAAAAA
This is a messenger RNA of Psylliodes chrysocephalus, 4956 nucleotides long. The record is from the annotation of a GenBank genome assembly. NCBI's taxonomy places the organism in Eukaryota, Metazoa, Arthropoda, Insecta, Coleoptera, Chrysomelidae.